AUGCAACCGCAAUAUCGACGCGAUAACGUGAACAUUUUGGUCGACUUUAGCAACAGUGCAAAUGGACGUGAAGAAGACUUAGAGGGUGAUACGAAGCGCGGGUUUAAGAUCAAACUGGAGACCAUGAAGCUCCUAGGCUUCGAUACGGAGUAUGCGCGACCCGCCUGGAUGGUCAUACAAACGCUGCUCGUCCCACCUCCAUGUGUGCGUCCCUAUGCCCAAUUCGGCAGCGACCGGUCCGAGCAUGACCUGACGCUCAAGCUUUUGGACACACUCAAUGGAUGA
Molecule: messenger RNA, 285 nt
Organism: Gregarina niphandrodes
Lineage: Eukaryota; Apicomplexa; Conoidasida; Eugregarinorida; Gregarinidae
Product: DNA-directed RNA polymerase
Exons: 2
Coding region: 1-285 (94 amino acids)
Biological process (GO): DNA-templated transcription
Molecular function (GO): DNA binding; DNA-directed RNA polymerase activity
Source: RefSeq, a predicted model, not a curated record